Spirometra erinaceieuropaei is the source of this 1458-nucleotide messenger RNA. The record is from the annotation of a GenBank genome assembly. NCBI's taxonomy places the organism in Eukaryota, Metazoa, Platyhelminthes, Cestoda, Diphyllobothriidea, Diphyllobothriidae.
AUGCUGCUCGCGUUACUUGCUUGGGAACCAGUAAAUGACCGGAUGGCCUACGUGCGACUGAAGGGUCACUUCACGAACAUCUCCAUCGUCGCUGUGUACGCACCAAAUUCGGCUGCAGAACAGCGCGAUAAAGAGGCGUUUUACUCUCAGUUGCAAGCGUUAGUUGAAAGACUGCCUUGCCGCGAUCUGUUGAUUGUUGCUGGCAAUUGGAAUGGUCUAACUGGACCUGGCGACCCCACAACCAGUCAUCUUCUUGGCCGCUUUGGGCUUGGCUCCCGAUGCGAAAAUGAUGAUAGAUUGCUGAACUUCGCUGAUCGAAACCGACUGCUUGUCACCAACACAUGCUUCCAGCAUCGCAAAAAACAUCUGCUGACCUGGUAUUCAAACGACUGUCGUACGGCCAGUCAGAUUGACUACAUACUAGUCAGCUCAAGGUUCCGCAGCCGGGUUCACGAUAGCAGAUCAAUGCGUGUUGCCGAGACUGGUAACGACCAUGGGUCGGACCAUGUCCUCGUCCGUACACGCUUGAAAGUUCAUCUCUCAUCCGCGCCAAAAUUGCCACGAUCUAGACGCCGCAAUGUCGCAAAAAUCCGGCAAGCCAACACUGCCGUGGCCCUAAGCAGAGAAAUCCGGACCUGUUUUACGGCCCGAGUCGACGGAGAAGUCAGUAACCAGUGGUCGUCACUGAAGACAUCAGUCUAUGGGGCAGCUGAGAAAAUCCUUGGAUACACCCAGCGACGCCGCAGUGACUGGAUCAGCGGAAGAACCCUGCAGUUGUCUGCUCAGACGGCUAGAGCUAGGUCCUGCAACGAUGAUUACUUCCGCCAACUUCGGAAGAUGACGGCAAAAUCGGCCAGGGAUGACCGGAAGCAAUAUUGGGCAAAAAUAGCGACCUCCAUGGAACGGGCCUCGAACGUUCGUGACACUCGAAAGCUCUACCGUCUGAUCCGCCAAGUUAGCGGUAAACCCUCUACACUGAGUGACUCUAUUCGCGAUGUGAACGGCGGCAUUAUUGCUGACAACUCGGCCAAAGUCGAGCGCUGGCGUGAGCACUUUGAGCACCAUCUCAGUUUCGAUGCUCAACGUACCUCGCCCUUGCUCUCCUUUUCAGCGGAGUUUCUUCCCUCUCCUACCUAUGCAGUGCCAUGCGAUCCCCCCUCCGAGGGAGAAGUCGCCGAUGCCAUACGAAAGUUGCGCAACAAUAAGGCACCCGGAGAGGACGGUAUACCCGCUGAAGUCUUCAAGUCUUGUGUCGACACUCUGGCGCCCUGGCUCCAUGAGGUGAUUGAACGAGCGUGGAGAGACGAGGUUGUUCCUGAUGACUGGGGCUUAGGCAUCCUUGUACCUACCCUCAAGAAGGGAGAUAAGAUGCGAGAACUACCGCGGCAUAAGUCUCAUCGACGUUGCUGCGAAGAUCUUCGCUAUUGUCCUACUCAGACGAUUCCAGGCUGUGCGUGA